CUUUCUCUCUCUAACCCCGCCCCUUUCUCUCUCUACACUCUCUCUCUCUCUUCUCAUUAUAAUCCGCCCCCUUUUCGUUUUCCCCCCACUGUUUUCUUUUCUCUCAGUGGAUUUUCGUCGAAUAGGUCAUCUGCGCAAAUGGGUUCUUGUAAAUGAUCACGUAGAAGAAGAAUUUAGUGGGAAUUGUGAUCUGGGUUCUCCCAUUUUUGUUGAGAUCUCGGGGUGUGGUGCUCCUUUUUCUGAUUUGUUUGUGCAGCAUGUCCGAAGGCCAGAGAUCACCAAUCAUGGCAGAAGCUUGGCAAAUGAAUGGAGUAGUGAAUGGAACUGUUCACCUCAAACACACAGCUACAUUGUUAAAGGUCGAUGAGUUUUGUCAAGCCCUCGGUGGUAAAUCACCCAUUCACAGCAUAUUGGUUGCCAAUAAUGGAAUGGCGGCUGUUAAAUUUAUUCGUAGUAUUAGAUCAUGGGCUUUGGAAACCUUUGGAUCGGAGAAAGCGAUUCUUUUGGUAGCUAUGGCAACACCAGAAGACUUGAGAAUAAAUGCGGAGCAUAUUAGGAUUGCAGAUCAAUUUGUGGAAGUUCCUGGUGGAACAAACAAUAAUAACUAUGCUAAUGUUCAACUUAUCGUGGAGACUGCAGAAAUAACCCAUGUUUCGGCCGUUUGGCCUGGUUGGGGCCAUGCAUCUGAGAACCCAGAACUUCCGGACGCACUGAGUUCAAAAGGAAUAAUCUUUCUUGGGCCUCCAGCUUCAUCAAUGGCUGCACUAGGGGAUAAAAUCGGUUCGUCUUUGAUUGCUCAAGCAGCAGGAGUACCCACCCUUCCAUGGAGCGGUUCACAUGUUAAAAUUCCACCGGAAAGUUGCUUGGACUCCAUACCUGAGGAAAUAUAUAGAGAAGCUUGUGUUUAUACCACAGAGGAAGCUGUGGCUAGCUGUCAUGUGGUCGGCUAUCCUGCCAUGAUUAAGGCUUCCUGGGGUGGCGGUGGCAAAGGGAUAAGAAAGGUUCAUAAUGAUGAUGAAGUGAGAGCAUUGUUCAAACAAGUGCAAGGUGAAGUUCCUGGUUCACCAAUAUUCAUAAUGAAGGUUGCAGCACAGAGUCGGCAUUUGGAAGUUCAGUUACUAUGCGACCAAUAUGGUAAUGUGGCUGCCCUACACAGUCGAGACUGUAGUGUGCAAAGGCGGCAUCAAAAGAUUAUUGAAGAGGGACCAAUUACUGUUGCUCCUCCCGACACCGUGAAACAGCUGGAGCAGGCAGCUCGGAGGCUUGCUAAAUGUGUGGGGUAUGUUGGUGCUGCCACUGUAGAGUAUCUUUACAGCAUGGAAACUGGCGAAUACUAUUUCCUAGAGCUCAACCCUCGGUUACAGGUGGAACAUCCUGUAACUGAGUGGAUAGCUGAGAUAAAUUUACCAGCAGCUCAAGUUGCUGUAGGAAUGGGAAUACCUCUUUGGCAAAUACCAGAGAUCAGGCGUUUUUACAAUAUGGACCAUGGCGGAGGAUACGAUGCUUGGAGAAAAACAUCAGUUGUUGCAACCCCAUUUGAUUUUGAUAAAGCAGAAUCAGUUAGGCCGAAAGGUCAUUGUGUGGCCGUCAGGGUUACCAGUGAGGACCCAGAUGAUGGUUUUAAGCCCACAAGUGGAAAAGUGCAGGAACUGAGUUUUAAAAGCAAGCCGAAUGUAUGGGCUUACUUCUCUGUAAAGUCUGGAGGUGGGAUUCAUGAGUUCUCUGAUUCUCAAUUUGGGCAUGUUUUUGCAUUUGGGGAGUCCAGGGCCUUAGCAGUAGCUAAUAUGGUGCUUGGGUUAAAGGAGAUCCAGAUCCUUGGAGAAAUUCGCACAAAUGUUGAUUAUACCAUAGAUCUCUUGAAUGCUACAGAAUAUAGAGACAAUAAAAUUCAUACUGGCUGGUUGGAUAGCAGAAUAGCUAUGCGGGUUAGGGCUGAGAGGCCUCCUUGGUACCUUUCCGUUGUUGGAGGAGCUCUAUAUAAAGCAUCAACAAGCAGUGCAGCGAUUGUUUCAGAGUACGUUGGCUAUCUAGUAAAAGGUCAAAUCCCUCCUAAGCACAUAUCACUUGUCAAUUCAGUUGUUUCUUUAAAUAUCGAAGGGAGCAAAUACACGAUUGAGAUGGUGAGGGGUGGACCUGGUAGCUACAAAUUGAGGAUGAACCAAUCAGAGAUUGAAGCAGAAAUCCAUACCUUGCGUGAUGGUGGUCUUUUGAUGCAGUUGAAUGGAAAUAGCCAUGUUAUCUAUGCUGAAGAUGAGGCUGCUGGUACUCGCCUUCUUAUCGAUGGAAGGACAUGCUUGCUGCAGAAUGAUCAUGAUCCAUCUAAAUUAGUAGCCGAGACACCGUGCAAGCUUCUCCGCUUUCUGGUUUCUGAUGGUGCUCAUGUUGAUGCUGAUGCACCUUAUGCGGAGGUUGAGGUGAUGAAGAUGUGCAUGCCGCUUUUAUUGCCUGCUUCUGGAGUUAUUCAUUUUGUGAUGUCUGAAGGCCAGGCGAUGCAGGCUGGGGACCUUAUAGCAAAGCUGGAUCUUGAUGAUCCGUCCGCUGUGAGGAGGGCUGAACCAUUUCACGGCACAUUUCCAAAACUCGGACCCCCUACUGCAGUUUCUGACAAAGUUCAUCAAAGAUGUGCGGCCAGUUUAAAUGCUGCUCGAAUGAUUCUUGCAGGCUAUGAACAUAACAUUCAAGAAGUCAUGCGAGAAUUGCUGAACUGUUUAGAUAGUCCUGAACUCCCUUUUCUCCAGUGGCAAGAGAGCAUGUCUGUAUUGGCAACUCGACUCCCAAAAGAUCUUAAGAAUGAGUUGGACACAAAAUAUAAAGAGUAUGAAUCAACUUCAUCUUCCAAGAAGAACAUUGAUUUCCCUGCCAAAUUACUAAGAGGGGUUCUCGAGGCUCAUCUCUCCUCCUGCUCUGAGAAAGAUAGAGCUGCACAAGAGAGGCUUGUGGAACCCCUUAUGAGUCUUGUAAAGUCUUACGAGGGUGGAAGAGAAAGCCAUGCACGUGUAAUUGUGCAGUCUCUUUUCGAGGAGUAUCUGUCUGUUGAAGAACUAUUCAGUGAUAACAUUCAGGGUGAUGUGAUAGAAAGGCUUCGUCUGCAACACAAGAAAGAUCUCCGAAAAGUUGUAGACAUUGUUUUGUCCCAUCAGGGUGUGCGGAGUAAAAAUAAGCUGAUACUACGACUUAUGGAAGCAUUAGUUUACCCCAACCCUGCUGCUUAUAGGGACCAGCUGAUUCGAUUUUCUGCUCUUAAUCAUACUACUUACUCUGAGUUGGCACUUAAAGCGAGUCAACUUCUCGAACAAACCAAACUGAGUGAGCUCAGAACAAGCAUUGCUAGAAGUCUUUCGGAGCUAGAGAUGUUCACUGAGGAAGGAGAGCGUGUCUCUACCCCUAGGAGGAAAAUGGCGAUCAAUGAGAGAAUGGAGGAUCUCGUCAGUGCUCCGUUGGCAGUUGAGGAUGCCCUGGUGGCUUUGUUUGAUCACAGCGACCCUACCCUUCAAAGAAGAGUGGUGGAGACGUAUAUACGCCGAUUGUAUCAGCCCUACCUCGUCAAGGAUAGCGUGCGUAUGCAAUGGCAUAGAUCAGGUCUGAUUGCUUUUUGGGAGUUUUGUGAGGAGCAUAUUGAGAAAAGAAAUGGGACUGAGGAUGCAAUGCCCGAUAAAAUGUUAGUAGAAAAACACUGCGAGAAGAAAUGGGGUGCAAUGGUCAUCAUUAAAUCUCUUCAAUUUCUGCCAACAGCAAUCAGUGUUGCUUUGAAGGAGGCUACACAUUGUUUAAACUAUGCAGCAGACAAUGAAUCAAUCUCAAAUGCGACUCCUGGGCACGCUAGUCAAGGCAACAUGCUGCAUGUUGCAUUGGUUGGCAUUAAUAAUCAAAUGAGUACACUUCAAGACAGUGGUGAUGAGGAUCAGGCCCAGGAAAGGAUAAACAAAAUAGCCAAGAUUUUGAAGGAGAAGGUAUUGAGCUCUGACCUCUGUAAUGCAGGCAUUAGAGUUAUUAAUUGCAUCAUACAGAGAGAUGAGGGUCGAGCACCUAUGCGCCACUCAUUCCAUUGGUCUGAGGAAAAGCUUUAUUAUGAGGAAGAGCCGCUUCUUCGUCACUUGGAACCUCCUCUAUCUACAUUCCUUGAAGUGGAAAAGCUGAAAGGUUAUGGUAAAAUACAGUAUACACCAUCUCGAGAUCGGCAGUGGCACCUAUACACUGUUGUCGAUCCCCAGGCACGGGUCCAGAGGAUGUUUCUCCGUACCCUAGUCAGACAACCUAGACUCUCUAGUGGAUUUUCAUCAAGCCAAGAUGUUAAUACAGUAAUUAGCUGUGCCAAAUCUUCUUUAUCCUUCACAGCAUCCAGCAUAUUGAGAUCAUUAAUGGCAGCUUUGGAAGAAUUAGAGCUUCACGUUCAUAACACCACCAUCAGAUCUGAUCACUCCCACAUGUAUUUGUGUAUAUUGAGAGAACAGCAACUUUAUGAUCUUAUUAAUUAUUCAAGGACAAUUGAUGUGGAUGCUUGCAAAGACGAAGCUACCGUCCAAGUGAUCUUAAAAGAAAUGGCUUUGAAGAUUCAUGAAUUGGUUGGGGCAAGGAUGCAUCGUCUAGCUGUCUGCGAGUGGGAAAUGAAAAUUUGGUUGGAUUGUGAUGGGCUUGCUCAUGGUGCUUGGAGAAUUGCAGUGACCAAUGUCACUGGCCAUACUUGCACUGUACAUGUCUAUCGAGAAUUGGAGGACAACAAAUCACACGAACUAGUUUACCAUUCUGCCACCUCGGUGCCUGGUCCUUUGCAUGGCGUGCCGUUAUCUGCUCUAUAUCAACCUUUGGGUCCUAUUGAUCAAAAACGUUUAGCAGCUAGGAAGUCCAACACCACGUAUUGCUACGAUUUUCCACUGGUGUUUGAAACUGCUCUUCGCCAGUCAUGGGCAUCUUACUCUCAAGCAGAAGUCAAAGCUCCGGGAGAUGGUCGUGAUAUUCUCAGAGUCAAAGAACUUAUGUUCUCUGACAAAACUGGAGCAUGGGGUACUCCUUUAAUUCUUGUUGACCGUACCCCCGGUCUAAAUGAUGUGGGCAUGGUUGCUUGGUCCGUAGAGAUGCUCACACCAGAAUUCCCCAAUGGAAGAAAUAUCAUAGUCGUCGCAAAUGAUUGUACAUUCAAACACGGCUCUUUUGGUCCCAGAGAAGAUGCUUUCUUUGAUGCUGUCACCAAUCUCGCAUGUGAGAAGAAGCUCCCCCUUAUUUACUUAGCAGCAAACGCAGGUGCGCGAAUUGGGUUGGCGGAGGAAGUAAAGUCCUGCUUUCGUGUUGGUUGGUCUGAUGACUUGAGUCCAGAGCGUGGCUUUCAUUACAUGUAUCUCACUCCCGAAGACUAUAUGAAAAUCAGCUCAUCAGUCAUAGCUCACGAACUUAAACUAGAAAGCGGUGAAAUUAGAUGGGUCCUUGAUUCCAUAGUCGGGAAGGAGGACGGACUCGGUGUGGAGAAUUUAUCAGGAAGCGGGGCCAUAGCAAGUGCUUAUUCUAGGGCGUACACAGAGACCUUCACUCUAACCUAUGUCACUGGUCGAACUGUUGGAAUCGGAGCUUAUCUUGCUAGGCUUGGCAUGAGAUGCAUUCAGCGCCUGGACCAGCCUAUAAUUUUAACUGGGUUUCCUACUCUCAAUAAGCUCCUUGGCCGUGAAGUGUACAGCUCCCAUAUGCAACUUGGUGGACCAAAGAUUAUGGCGACAAAUGGGGUCGUUCAUCUAACAGUUUCAGAUGAUCUUGAAGGUGUUUCGGCCAUUUUGAAGUGGCUUAGCUAUGUUCCUCCGUUUGUAGGUGGGCCCCUCCCUAUUUCAAGGCCCAUGGACCCACCUGAGCGACCAAUUGGCUACUUCCCGGAGAAUUCCUGUGAGCCACGUGCGGCUAUAAGUGGGAUUCAAGACAGCAAAGGAAAUUGGUUAGGGGGCAUUUUCGACAAAGAUAGCUUCAUAGAGACAUUAGAAGGUUGGGCGAAGACAGUGGUAACGGGAAGAGCAAAACUUGGUGGAAUUCCCGUGGGGAUCAUAGCCGUCGAAACCCAAACACAAAUGCAAGUCAUACCAGCUGAUCCAGGUCAGCUCGAUUCGCACGAAAGGGUGGUCCCACAAGCUGGCCAAGUUUGGUUCCCCGACUCUGCCACUAAAACCUCUCAAGCUUUAUUGGAUUUUAACCGUGAAGAAAUUCCGCUCUUUAUUCUUGCUAAUUGGAGAGGGUUUUCAGGUGGGCAGAGAGACCUAUUUGAAGGGAUUCUUCAAGCAGGGUCCACAAUUGUUGAGAACUUAAGGACUUACAAGCAGCCUGUGUUUGUUUACAUUCCUAUGAGUGGAGAGCUUCGCGGUGGUGCGUGGGUCGUGGUGGAUAGCAAGAUCAACUCAGAUCACAUUGAGAUGUAUGCGGAGAGGACAGCAAGAGGCAAUGUGCUUGAGCCGGAAGGGCUUAUUGAGAUCAAGUUCAGGUCGAAAGAGCUUAUUGAGUGCAUGGGACGGCUUGACCCAGAAGUCAGAAGCCUGAAGGAAAAGCUCAAAGAAGCCAACGAAGAUGGAAACCAAGCCGAGGUACAAUCCAUUCAGAAGAGGAUAAUGUCGAGGGAGAAGCAGCUGUUGCCUAUAUACACUCAAAUUGCCACCAAGUUUGCCGACUUGCAUGAUACUCCAUUGAGAAUGGCGGCCAAAGGAGCGGUUAGAGAAGUAGUAGACUGGGAGAAUUGUCGCUACUUCUUCUAUAAAAGAUUGCUUAGAAAAGUCUCCGAAGGACUUCUUGUUAAGAGUGUUAGGGAUGCUGCUGGGGAGCAGCUUUCAUACAAAGCUGCGAUGGGUUUGAUCAAGAAGUGGUUUUCCGCUUCGCAAUCGGGUGAAGCAGACUACAAUAAUUGGGAUGAUGAUGAGGCUUUCUUUAAAUGGAAAAAUGACGCUAGAAACUAUGAGAGCUAUCUCAAGGAUUUAAGGGCUCAGAAAGCAUUCCAAGUGCUCUCGAGUUUCAGUGAAUCAAGUUCGGAUUUGGAAGCUUUGCCUCAAGCCCUUUCUGCUCUUCUCUGCAAGAUGGAUCCUUCUAGAAGAACGCAAUUAGUCGAAGAACUCAAACAGAUUCUUGAUUGACCGAUCGACAAGGACCACAUGUAUGAUAUUGUUGAUCGGAAUAAGCUACUGAUUAAAGCCGAAUAAUUCUCGCAGACGAGAGAAUAGAAGAAACACGAACACUGCAUUCGGAAUUAAAGGAUUUGUUCUCUAACAGCAGCCGCUUUGUUACCGGCCCUGUUUAUCGGUUCUUUUCGGUCGCAACUGUAUAUAAUAAUGAUUGAUGCUUGUGCGGGAUCAGGUUGUAGAGUAGUUACAAUUAUUAUUAUGAAAUUGCUUUGGAGAGACUCUUAUUUUUAUAGGCAAGUGUUCUUUAUCUAGCACUUAAGUGUAACUUGAGGAUUGUCAUUGUCUUUUUUCUUUUUUUUUUCUUUAAGAUAUUUUUGGAAAUUACUUUGUUUUUUUGUUGAUGCUUCUAUUGUGACGGUUUGUUAGUGGUA
Messenger RNA from Ananas comosus (pineapple), 7510 nucleotides. Its product is annotated as acetyl-CoA carboxylase 1-like. The coding region runs from base 258 to 7091 and encodes 2277 amino acids. The record is from RefSeq and is a predicted model, not a curated record. Gene Ontology annotation, biological process: fatty acid biosynthetic process. The transcript has 32 exons. Gene Ontology annotation, molecular function: acetyl-CoA carboxylase activity; ATP binding; metal ion binding. NCBI's taxonomy places the organism in Eukaryota, Viridiplantae, Streptophyta, Magnoliopsida, Poales, Bromeliaceae.